GGGGUCGCAAGUCUCCACAAUCUGUGUGUGUUUGCGCAUUUUGGGCGACGUAGCCACAACUCUGACUUGCACCAUAUUAUUUGGCUCGUCUUUUCCGAACCACACUUUACGCCUCGCCUCAUCUCCAACCCUCACACUCCCUGUCCAUCCUCUCUCACGCCGCCUUUCUUUUGUGGACAAUCCAUCUCGUUAACCUCUGUCCCAUUAUUUCACUUUAUUUUUACGACUGCAAAGUCUCAUUGUACUGCCCCUGCCUCGUCUCACGCGCACACGGCAUUUCGAAGAGCUUCUGUUUUCCGAUUUUCGAUUCAUCGAACAAAAGCGAGGCCCAUCUUGCUCUGCUGUAAUUCCAUCUAUUGAUCGAACUCGACCGUAUAUCACCCCUUGAUAUUUCGACGUCAAAAGUCCGCAACGUCCCCAUCGUCCCCCGACAUUAUUGAUCGACUCUUAUCAACACUCGCACUUAAUCAACAUGGCGGAAACUAGUAUGAGCUAUCUCUACACUCUUGGAGGGUAUGCCACUCUAUUUGGUGUUGGUUAUGCUGUCUACCAUGUUUCAUCCCAGCAGCAGGCGCGCAAGCGCAGUCUUGCUCGUGGCGCAAAGGGUUCACAGCAGGAAGCCCCCAAGGAGGACAGCAAAAAGAAGCAGAGAAUGGCUGCAUUUGCACAAGAAGCGCAUGAAACUGCCAGUAAACCGUCAGCGCCUGCUCCUGAGCCGCAAAUUGCGAGCUCUAGCGCUGAUAAGGACUCUAUGGAUGACUCCAGAGCUACGCGGGAGUUCGCCCUACAGCUAGCCAAGGCUAAAGAGGGCACCAAGUUUGACAAGAAGUCGGAAAAUAAGCAGCAGAAAGAAAAGUCUGUGAAGCAGUCCAAGGCUAGCCAGCUUGCCGCCCCUAAGACACCAGCACAGCCCACUGACGACGAGCCUAUCGCCGGAUCCGAGCCGGAGGAGAUCUCCCCCGAUGUGCCUGAGGACGCUCAAGGCAACAUCCCAGCUGAGGCCGGGCGUGUGGAUGACAUGCUUGAGGCUAAGCCUGCCGGACCAUCUGUAUUGAGACUCACCAGCACUGCCCCUAAGGAGGAGAAGAAGAAGACGGCCAAGGCUCCCGAGAAGGUUGAAACUAAGAAACAGCGACAGAACCGCAGAAAGGCGGAGGCAGCUAAGGCUAUGGCUGCCGAGGCUGAGGCACACCGCAAGGUCCUGGAAGAGAAGCAGCGCCGCACUGCUCGCAUUGCUGACGGACGUGCUGCCAAGGAUGGAUCACAGUUUACUAAUGCUGCUGUAUCUGCUUGGAAGCAGGGCUCGCCAAAUGGUCACUCUGCUCCCACGAACGGCUUCCACACACCCCUCGACACCUCUGAAUUGGUGGAUGCUCCUGCUGCCGCUGUACCUGUGGCGGUUAAGACAACGCCCAAAUCGGCUGCCAAACCAGUUGAACCCGUUGUAGUACAACAGCAAGACAACGAUGAUGAGUGGAACACUGUCCAAACCAAGUCAUCAAAGAAAAAGGCUGCGGUACCGCUAGAGGCUGUGGCGGAGGCCACGAAGCCUGUCCCUGCGCCUGUGGCUGCUCGGGCUCCCACCGUCGCUAAGAAAGUAAACUUCGGCGCUUUCUCAGCUCUCACUAACGAUGAUGAUGAGGAAGAAGAGGAAGAGGAAGAGUGGGAUGUUUAAGCAAACAUGUCACGGUCUGGAAUAUAAUCCCUCGCCUCCACCUCUAAAACACCUGAUUACGAUGAACUACCUUUCAGCAUCUGUACUAUAUGUACCAACCACACACGCGCCAUAUCUCAGCCGCGAUUUCCCCCUCUGCUAAUUAGAGUCAAAAGACCUUGUUGGCCACCGAAAAUGCGUCUACGGACAGGAUCAACAAUAUCAAGCAUGCGAUUACUGUGACAUAGACAGAUACUGUCGCUUACUUGCUUGUCUGAUUUGAGCCGCCUUUCGUUUUGUUUCUAUUUACUUGUGGGUAUUUAUUUCCCCAUUCUUGUUUUAUUUCUUUUCUUUUCGUCUUCUUUUUUUCUUUCGCUAUGCCAUUCUCGUGACAUCUAGAAGCAGACAAGGUUCUGGGGUAUAGGGAGGGAGACCUGGCGCGUUCUGGAGAGCAAUAGACGACUACGUCAGAUACUUCAAUUGACUUGAGUUCAAUCU
Messenger RNA from [Torrubiella] hemipterigena, 2152 nucleotides. The record is from the annotation of a GenBank genome assembly. Lineage: Eukaryota; Fungi; Ascomycota; Sordariomycetes; Hypocreales; Clavicipitaceae.